This is a messenger RNA of Adineta steineri, 2411 nucleotides long. The record is from the annotation of a GenBank genome assembly. Lineage: Eukaryota; Metazoa; Rotifera; Eurotatoria; Adinetida; Adinetidae.
AUGAUGACUACCUACAAACAACUAUAUAUUGUUUUUGCAUGGCCAUUCGAGCAAACUUGUCUCAGUGAUAAUAGCGAUUUAGGAUUUAAAGAACACGAAGAAUCUAUUUGUGGCACAUUCAUUCAACUUCUUCAAAUAAUUCACGCAAUAUCACCUACUUUUCUCCCGUUUAUGUUUGUUAUCACAAGACAUGCGCAGUUAAAUACUGGUUCAGACUGCAAUAUAAUUGAAUCACCACUUAUUGGUCUUGUACGAAGUUUAAUGGUUGAAUAUGAACAACAUCGACUGAAGCUCAUUGAUCUACAAGCAUUACCGACAAUGAUUAACGAAUCAGUACUUGUUCAUGCUUUAGCACAAUACAUGAAAACUUCUCGAUAUACAAAGAAUACUGAUGAGAUUGUUCUUCGUCUUGACCUAAAUGAAAAGACAGUCAAACAUAUCGCAUGGCAUUAUGAAAUGUUGCGAACACAUGAUAAAAAAGAAGAUCAAUCAAAAUUAAAACAAAUUUGUAUUAUCCCUCAACAAGAUGCUAAUCAACAACCAUUCCGUCUUCGUGUACCUCCAUCUCGUUUUCUCGCUGAAUUAAUAUGGAUUCCUGAUAGUAGAACAAAAGAAUUAUUACCAGGUAUGGUAGAAGUUCAAAUUCACUGUGUAGGCAUUAACUUUCGUGACGUAUUGAAAGCACGAGGUCUGUAUCCACAUACUCGUAAGUUUGCACAACUGGAUGAACAUCAGCCACAUAUGAAUCGAGACACUGAACCUGGUUCAGAUUUUGUUGGGACUAUCAUACGUGCGUGCCCUAGUGUCAGUUUUCAACCAGGUGAUCAUGUCGUGGGCAUCUCUGUACGUGGUGUAUUCCAUUCUCAUAUCACUGUCGAUUCAACACAAGUAGUACGUAUUCCAUCCGAGUGUUCUCUCACUGAUGAACAAUUAUCAGUUAUGCCCGUCAUAUGUCUGACAGUCAUCUAUUCUCUUAAAUAUCGCGUUCAUUUGCGACGUGGUCAAACUGUUCUUAUUCAUGCUGCAACGGGUGGUGCUGGUCAAAUUUGUAUACAAUAUUGUCAAUGGAUUGGUGCUCGUGUUUUAGCUACAGCUGGAACUGAAGAAAAGCGACGGUUUUUACGUGAACAUUGUGGUGUCGAAUAUGUAUUUAAUAGUCGAGAUAAUUCUUUUGUUAGUGGUGUAAGAAGUAUUCUACCGCAUGGUGUUGAUGUUGUCAUUAAUUCUUUAUCAGGUAUUCUUCUACAAGAAUCCAUUAAAUUACUUGCUGAUCAUGGUCAUUUUGUUGAAUGGGGAAAACGAGAUGUUUUUGACAAGUCUCCAUUGUCUAUGUUUGACUUUCGAUCAGACUGUAGUUUUCAUGUCAUUGAUUUAGUUUCACUUUGUAUGAAACAUCCAACUAUUUGUACUGCUAUGUUACAAGAAAUGGUUGAUUUACUUAUGCAAAGCAAAUUAAAAGCAAUUGAGCCCACAGUUGUCUAUGAACCAUCUCAAGUGAUUGAGGCAUUUAUGAGAUGUAAUAGUGGUCAAGCCAUGGGCAAAGCUGUUGUUCGUCUAACCAAUUCUAAUGAAUCACUCUGUUUGAAUAGCGUACAUUAUAAUAGUUUAAUCGAAGAUAAUGAUAUUAUGUUUCCGUCAAAUGUUUGCCAACAAGGAACAAUUCUUAUUUCUGGUGGAUUUGGUGGUCUUGGAUUGACAAUGUCUCGGUGGAUGAUAGAGAAACGAGGUGUAAAACGUAUUAAUCUUAUGAGUCGUCGGACAUUAGCUGAACUUGAACAAUCGUCGAAUCCACAGUAUGAGGAUUGGUUACGCUUGAAACAAACAAUAAAUGAAUAUCACGCUCAUGUGGAUGUUGUUCAAGCAGAUGUAACAAAUUUUGAUCAAGUGCAUGAUCUGAUCAAAAAAUUAAGUCACACCUCUUAUCCUGUUCGAGGAAUUAUUCACAGUGCUGUCGUUGCAGAAGAUCGAACUUUGGCUAAAAUGACACAAGAAUAUUUGACACAUGUUUUAGCAGCAAAAGUUCGUGGUGCUUGGAUUCUUCAUCAAGUUACACAGCUCACCCAUGCUCCUCUUCAUUUUUUUCUCAUGUUCUCAUCAAUUCGAAAUCAUCUACUUGAAGUGGCAUCGUCCGGUUACAAUGCUGGUAAUCAAUUUCUCGAUGUUCUUGCUCACCAUCGCAUGACUCAACUAAAUUUACCUGCUCUCUCAGUUAGCUUGCCUGCUGUAAGUGGCGCAGGCAUGUUUCAUCGACAACGAGAUAUGCUUAGUACGUUACAAAGUACACAUGGCUUUGAAGUAUUGCCACCGAUAGCUGUAUUCGAGUUGAUCGAACGCUUCCAUGCAAAUCAGAAGACUUGUCCAUGUCCUGUUAUUUUUGCUGUUAAUUGGCAAAAAUUAUAUGAAAGACGUCA